UUCAACACGGUGUUCAGGUCAUUGCCAGGCUUCUAUAAGAAACUUGAUGAAGAACAUGAGAAGAAGUUUGGGUCAUGUUUUAUUGCAGGAAUGCCUGGUUCUUUCUAUGGCAGGCUCUUCCCCAACAAUUCUCUGCACUUUGUUCACUCUUCUUAUGCUCUCCACUGGAUCUCUGAGGUUCCAAAAGGCUUGGUGACCAAAGAAGGAGAGGGACUUAACAAGGGGAACAUAUAUAUAGCAAAGACAAGCCCUCCGGCUGUGUUUAAGCAAUACUUGGAGCAAUUCAAAAGGGACUUCACAGUCUUUCUGAGGUCACGUGCCGAAGAGCUCGUCCCUGGGGGCAGUAUGGUCCUCACAACCAUGGGCAGCAUAAAGAGUGACGAUCCCCUUUGCAUUUGGGAAUUUGUAGGAAUGAAGGUCAAUGACAUGGUUUUAGAGGUAAUUAAAGGUUUGAUUGAAGAGGAAAAAUUGGACACAUUCAAUAUGCCAUACUAUGCACCUACAACCAAGGAGAUCGAAGAGGUGAUCGAGGCUGAAGGAUCAUUUACUUUGCAAAACCUUCAAGUUUUCAAAAAUGAUUUGGACUCUUAUAUAAACCAAGCUAACAGUGGCCUUGAUAAGAAGACAAGGGCUGCAAAAUUUGCCAUUCACAUAAGGGCUUUGGCAGAGCCGAUUCUGGCGAGCCAAUUCGGAGAAGCACCCAUGGACGAUUUGUUUCGUAGGUUUGAAGCAGAUGUUCUUGAUCACAUGGAAAGGGAAAACUGUCAAUUCAUUAACCUGGUCUUGGACUUCAGUUUAUUGUUAAGAAUAAAUUUGUUGACAUUUGGUCAUCUUUGUGUGAUAGAAGUUGAG
Prunus avium (sweet cherry) is the source of this 852-nucleotide messenger RNA. Lineage: Eukaryota; Viridiplantae; Streptophyta; Magnoliopsida; Rosales; Rosaceae. The record is from RefSeq and is a predicted model, not a curated record.